Molecule: messenger RNA, 603 nt
Organism: Rodentolepis nana
Lineage: Eukaryota; Metazoa; Platyhelminthes; Cestoda; Cyclophyllidea; Hymenolepididae
Source: the annotation of a GenBank genome assembly
AUGUUUUGUCUUGUUCCCAUAACUGAUCUUGUUAUAAUUAAACCCAAGAAAUUUGGUUUUGAACUACAGGACGUCAUCACACGAGAACUUAAUUCACGUUUCUCAAAUAAAAUUUUAUAUAAAGUUGGUCUAUGCAUAUCAGUGUGGGAUAUAACUUCGAUUGGUGAUAUGUACGUAUCACAUGAUGAUGGCUCAUACCAUGUUAAUGCCUCUUUUCGUUUGAUUUGUUUCCGUCCGUCCGUGGACGAGGUAAUUAUUGGGAGUGUGAAGAACUGUAUCAAAGAAGGUAUUCAGGUUUCCCUUAACUUCUUCGACGACAUUUUCAUACCCGCAACUAAAAUGAAGCAUCCUUCAAAAUUCGAUUUCGAGCAGCAGAGUUGGAUUUGGCAAUAUGAAAACGAGGGAGAAGUUGCCGAAUUACGAAUUGAAAAGAAUGAUUCUAUCAGAUUCCGUGUGGAUCAGGAGAUCUGGCAAGACCCAAAUCCGACUGAUGAAAAAGAUAACCAAGCUACCCUAGCUUCUUUUGGAUUUAAAUCCCCUUACGUCAUCUUGGGAUCCAUUGCAGCAGAUGGUCUUGGACUUACGUGCUGGUGGAUCAACUGA